Messenger RNA from Peromyscus leucopus (white-footed mouse), 3188 nucleotides. RefSeq names its product solute carrier family 5 member 6 (gene Slc5a6). Gene Ontology annotation, molecular function: sodium-dependent multivitamin transmembrane transporter activity. Gene Ontology annotation, cellular component: membrane. Bases 483 to 2399 code for a protein of 638 amino acids. Lineage: Eukaryota; Metazoa; Chordata; Mammalia; Rodentia; Cricetidae. The record is from RefSeq and is a predicted model, not a curated record. The transcript is spliced from 18 exons. Gene Ontology annotation, biological process: biotin transport; pantothenate transmembrane transport; sodium ion transport.
GGCGAGCUGCUCAGCGUGGGCUUUGGGGACGGUCUUAAAUACUCGCGCAAAGUGCUUGGGCUCGGCUCGGCACACGUGAGGAGAAGGGGGAAACUGAGUCGGAGAGAGGGAAAAGAACGAUGCUGGUUUCGGGAAGGACGGAGCAACUUCGGUAGUCCUGGGCGAGCCACCGACGCCAGGCAAGGGAAGCGCCUCCGCAGAGUGCCGGGAGACCUGUCUGGAAGGGCGCUGGGAGAGACCCGUCACAGCUAUUGCUUUUGCUACUCACAGAAUCAGAGGCUCUGCCUCUGUCCUGCUCCAGGCAGCUCUACCUCAGAACAGAGAUUGCUUCUCUAGCUCCAGCCAUGUCACUGGGUGGAAGAGGAUUGCUGUGACACCGAGCCAGGGACCAGCGUGGAGCCAUUUGCCUGUGCCUGCUCAGUCAAGUGACGGACGGCUCAGAGCCCAGGAGUACCGCGUCCUGAAAAACGGGCACGGCGAAGAUGACCAUGGGAGAGAGUACCUCCCCUCCCCUCCACACCACCUCAGGCGCCGUCGGGGCUCUCUCCAGCUUCUCCGUCGUGGACUACGUGGUGUUUGGCCUGCUGCUGCUGCUCUCGCUCGUCAUCGGGCUCUACCAUGCUUGCCGUGGAUGGGGCCGUCACACCGUGGGCGAGCUGCUGCUGGCCGACCGCAAGAUGGGCUGCCUUCCUGUAGCGCUGUCCCUGCUGGCCACCUUCCAGUCAGCGGUAGCCAUCCUAGGGGCACCGGCCGAGAUCUACCGGUUCGGGACCCAGUAUUGGUUCCUGGGCUGCUCCUACUUCCUGGGGCUUCUGAUCCCUGCUCAUAUCUUCAUCCCGGUCUUCUACCGCCUGCGUCUGACCAGCGCCUAUGAGUACCUGGAGCUCCGCUUUAAUAAAACCGUGAGGAUCCUCGGGACUGUGACCUUCAUCUUUCAGAUGGUGAUCUACAUGGGAGUUGCUCUCUAUGCGCCAUCCCUGGCCCUCAAUGCAGUGACUGGAUUUGAUCUCUGGCUGUCAGUACUGGCCCUGGGACUUGUCUGCAACAUCUACACUGCACUGGGUGGGCUGAAGGCCGUCAUCUGGACAGAUGUGUUCCAAACGCUGGUCAUGUUCCUAGGGCAGCUGGUGGUUAUCAUUGUAGGCUCGGCCAGAGUGGGCGGCUUGGCCCGUGUGUGGGAAGUGGCUUCUGAGGAACACCUCAUCUCUGGGAUCGAGCUGGAUCCCGACCCCUUUGUGCGUCAUACUUUCUGGACUCUGGCCUUUGGGGGUGUCUUCAUGAUGCUGUCCUUGUAUGGAGUGAAUCAGGCUCAGGUGCAGCGCUACCUCAGCUCCCGCUCAGAGAGGGCUGCCGUGCUCUCCUGCUAUGCCGUGUUCCCCUGCCAGCAAGUGGCCCUGUGCAUGAGCUCCCUCAUCGGCCUGGUCAUGUUUGCUUAUUACAAGGAAUACACUAAGAGCCCCCAGCAAGAGCAAGCAGCACCCGACCAGCUGGUCCUGUAUUUUGUCAUGGACCUCCUGAAGGACAUGCCGGGGCUGCCAGGGCUCUUCGUUGCCUGCCUCUUCAGUGGAUCCCUCAGCACCAUAUCAUCUGCAUUCAAUUCACUGGCAACUGUCACUAUGGAAGACCUAAUUCAACCCUGGUUCCCUGAGCUGACCGAAACCCGGGCCACCAUGCUUUCCCGAUGCCUCGCCUUUGCCUAUGGACUAGUUUGCCUGGGAAUGGCCUAUAUUUCCUCUCACCUGGGAUCAGUGCUGCAGGCGGCACUCAGCAUCUUCGGCAUGGUUGGAGGGCCACUGCUGGGACUCUUCUGUCUGGGGAUGUUCUUCCCGUGUACCAACCCUCUUGGUGCCAUCGUCGGCCUGUUGACGGGGCUCACCAUGGCCUUCUGGAUCGGCAUUGGGAGCAUAGUGAGCAGGAUGAGCUCUGCUGUGGCCUCCCCUCCCAUUAAUGGGUCCAGCUCCUUCCUGCCCAGCAACCUGACCAUCGCCACUGUGACCACCCUGAUGCCUCCCACCACCACUCUGCCACCCAAGCCCACAGGACUGCAGCGGUUCUACUCCCUGUCCUAUUUAUGGUACAGUGCACACAACUCCACCACGGUCAUUGUCGUGGGCCUGAUUGUCAGUCUGCUCACCGGGGGGAUGCGGGGCCGGACCCUGCACCCCGGCACCAUUUACCCUGUGUUGCCAAAGCUCAUCUCGCUCCUGCCCUCAUCCUGCCAGAAGCGGCUUCGCUGGAGAAGCCGCAGCCAGGAUGUCCCCGUGGUCCCCAACCUGUUUGCGGAGAAGAUGAGGAAUGGCGUGCUGCAGGAUAGCACAGACAAGGAGAGGAUGGCCGAGGAUGGCCUUGUCCACCAGCCAUGCAGUCCCACUUACGUCGUCCAGGAGACCUCCCUGUGACCUGCGCUGGGGACCCAAGCGGGACAGACAGCGGCCACGGGCUAUCCUGGAGCGGUGAUGAGUCACUGCACGUGUUCUGCAGGGACAUAUGAGUGGGUGGCCUAACCCACGACAAAGGACCUGGAUCUUUGAUGUUUUCACCUCCUCGGAAGCUGUUGCAUGCAAGGAUGAGACAGGGUUCUUCCUCAUCCCUUGCCAAUCUUCUCUUAGGGUCAGGUUUGAGAGGUUUGGAAUUAUGUCGCAAGUGGGGAAAUAAAUGAAUACUCAAAAAGGAUGGCUUCUGAUUAAGAAUGACCCGAGUCCUUUGGAGUGAGUAGGAACAUUUCUUAUAACGGCCCUGAGGCCUGAUUUGGCAAGAUUGACCAGCUCCACCAUCAAACACAAAGUCCUGGGCUGUCGAUUCCUCCCCCUCAGGUCAGUCAGUUUGGGUUCUCUCCGCCAUGUGUGGGCACUUGGAAGUGAUUCCAGGUUCUCUGUAACACUUGAGCCCCCUCUCAUUCUUAGCUACCUACCUCGAUCCUCGAGAGGGAGGCUCUGGUGUCCUGGGUCUCAGAAUAGACAGCUGGGGAACAUUUGUAGAGGGGGCAGGUUUUCUCCAUCACAGACCUCACCCCUCCUCGGGUGGGACUUAAGAGACAGGGUCCUCGCCAGGUUCUUUAUACAGUGUGCUGUUCUCUGAACUCCUGAGCCGGGCCAUCCUGGGUCAUUCUGUCAUCCGGGCGCCUGUUUCCUUUGGAGUUUCCGUCUCACAUUUUGUUCCUAGGGAAUAAAAUUAGCUGUUAGACCUAG